Messenger RNA from Emys orbicularis (European pond turtle), 1590 nucleotides. It is a transcript of the gene FZD4, whose product is annotated as frizzled class receptor 4. Gene Ontology annotation, biological process: retina vasculature morphogenesis in camera-type eye; non-canonical Wnt signaling pathway; canonical Wnt signaling pathway. Gene Ontology annotation, molecular function: Wnt-protein binding; Wnt receptor activity. NCBI's taxonomy places the organism in Eukaryota, Metazoa, Chordata, Testudines, Emydidae. Gene Ontology annotation, cellular component: plasma membrane. The record is from RefSeq and is a predicted model, not a curated record. Bases 1 to 1590 code for a protein of 529 amino acids. The transcript is spliced from 2 exons.
AUGGGGCUGCGGGGCCGCUGCCGCCGCCUCCUGCUGCCGCUGCUGGGGCUACUGCUGCUGCUGCUGCCCGGCGCGGCGCGCGGCUUCGGGGAGGACGAGGAGCGGCGCUGCGAUGCCAUCCGCAUCGCCAUGUGCCAGAACCUGGGCUACAACGUCACCAAGAUGCCCAACCUGGUGGGGCACGAGCUGCAGGCGGACGCGGAGCUGCAACUCACCACCUUCACCCCGCUCAUCCAGUACGGCUGCUCCAGCCAGCUCCAGUUCUUCCUUUGUUCAGUCUAUGUUCCAAUGUGCACAGAGAAGAUUAACAUCCCAAUAGGUCCCUGCGGUGGCAUGUGCCUUUCCGUCAAAAGAAGAUGUGAACCUGUUCUGAAAGAAUUUGGAUUUGCCUGGCCAGACAGUCUAAACUGCAGUAAAUUUCCACCCCAGAAUGACCACAAUCACAUGUGUAUGGAGGGUCCAGGGGAUGAAGAUGUUCCCCUUCACAGCAAGACAUCCUUGCAGCCAGGAGAAGAGUGUCACACAAUGGGAUCUAAUUCAGAGCAGUAUAUCUGGGUAAAAAGAAGCCUGAGCUGUGUCCUUAAGUGUGGCUAUGAUGCUGGUCUCUAUAGCAGAUCAGCUAAGGAAUUCACUGAUAUCUGGAUGGCCGUGUGGGCUAGUCUGUGCUUCAUAUCAACAGCCUUCACAGUCCUGACCUUCCUGAUUGAUUCAUCCAGAUUUUCCUACCCUGAGCGCCCCAUCAUAUUUCUGAGCAUGUGCUACAAUAUUUAUAGCAUUGCUUAUAUCGUGAGGCUGACUGUAGGCCGGGAAAGGAUAUCCUGUGAUUUUGAAGAGGCAGCAGAACCUGUUCUUAUCCAAGAAGGUCUUAAGAACACAGGAUGUGCUAUAAUUUUCUUACUGAUGUAUUUUUUUGGGAUGGCUAGCUCCAUCUGGUGGGUGAUUCUGACAUUAACAUGGUUUCUAGCAGCAGGACUCAAAUGGGGCCAUGAGGCUAUAGAAAUGCACAGCUCCUAUUUCCAUAUUGCAGCCUGGGCUAUCCCUGCAGUGAAGACCAUAGUCAUCUUGAUUAUGAGACUAGUAGAUGCAGAUGAGCUCACUGGUCUGUGUUAUGUCGGCAACCAGAACCUAGAUGCACUCACUGGCUUUGUCGUUGCUCCGCUUUUCACCUACUUGGUUAUUGGAACUUUAUUCAUAGCAGCAGGCUUAGUGGCCUUAUUUAAAAUCAGGUCUAAUCUUCAAAAAGAUGGGACUAAAACUGACAAGCUGGAAAGACUGAUGGUCAAAAUUGGUGUCUUUUCAGUGCUAUACACUGUCCCAGCUACAUGUGUAAUUGCAUGUUACUUCUAUGAAAUCUCCAACUGGGCUAUCUUUCGCUAUUCAGCGGAUGAUUCCAAUAUGGCAGUGGAGAUGCUUAAAAUUUUCAUGUCUCUGCUGGUGGGUAUCACAUCUGGCAUGUGGAUUUGGUCGGCCAAGACUCUGCACACGUGGCAGAAGUGCUCUAACAGACUGGUGAACUCAGGGAAAGUGAAACGAGAGAAGAGAGCGGAUGGUUGGGUGAAACCUGGGAAAGGGAAUGAGACUGUGGUGUAA